AUGGAGAAGGUUAAGAAUAGCAAGAUGGCGUACUAUGCGGACAAGUUGGCUGUGGAAAGCGAGCCGGGUCUUACGAACACUCAGUUGAUGCUCGCCAACUACGACCUCGCCCCCGUCGAGCCCGCGCGCCGCCAAUGGCGCGGCCGCAACUUCGUCGCCUUCUGGAUCGCCGACUCCUUCAACAUCAACACCUGGAUGAUCGCGUCGGCCAGCAUCCUCGACGGGCUGUCGUGGUGGCAGGCCUGGCUGUGCGUGUGGAUCGGGUACGCGAUCGCGGGCUGCUUCAUCUGCCUCACCGGACGCAUUGGCGCGACGUAUCAUAUUUCGUUCCCUGUGGUGAACAGGGCGUCGUUUGGGAUCUGGGGGAGUCUGUGGCCGGUGCUGAAUCGGGCGGCGAUGGCGUGUAUCUGGUAUGGGGUGCAGAGUUGGAUUGGUGGGAACUGUGUGAGGUUGAUGAUUAGGGCGAUCUGGCCUUCGUGGGAUGAUUAUGAGACUGGGGGAUCGAAGAAUACUAUGCCGGCAUCUUCGGGGACGAAUACGCGCGACUUUGUGUCGUUCUUCCUGUUUUGGGUCGGGUCGCUGCCGUUUUUGUGGUUCCCGGUGCAUAAAAUCCGCCACUUGUUCACCGUCAAGGCCUACGUUGUUCCGACCGCUGGCGUUGCAUUCUUCAUCUGGGCGAUUGUGCGCGCCAAUGGCAUUGGGCCCAUUGUCCAUCAAGGAGCGAAAGCGGAAGGCAGUGAGCUGGCAUGGGCCGUCAUCAAAGGAAUCAUGAGCUCCAUCGCCAACUUCGCAACCUUGAUCGUCAACGACCCCGACUUUGCCCGUUUCGCCCGCCGGCCCAAGGACGCGCUCUGGUCCCAACUCUUGACCAUCCCCUGCGGCUUUGCAUUGACCAGCUUUAUCGGCAUCAUCGUCUCUUCCAGCUCCACCGUCAUCUUCGGCGACCCCAUCUGGAAUCCCCUCGACCUCCUCCAAGCAUUCCUGGACGAGAAAAACGUCGGCGGCGCAACCCGCUUCGGCGUCUUCGUCAUCGCGGCAGCCUUCGUCCUGGCCCAGCUCGGAACCAACAUCGCCGCCAACAGCGUCUCCGCCGGCACGGACAUGACCGCCCUCCUGCCGCGCUACCUCAACAUCCGCCGUGGCUCGUACAUCUGCGCUAUCGUCGGCAUAGUAAUGUGUCCGUGGCACUUACUGGAGAGCAGCAACGACUUUACCACCUACCUCUCGGCCUACAGCGUCUUCCUGUCGUCGAUUGCCGGCGUCAUGAUCUCGGAUUACUACUUUGUGCGCAGAGGGUACCUGCAGACGCGCGAUCUGUACUCGGCGCAGAAGACGGGGCCUUAUUACUACACGUUCGGUAUCCAUUGGCGAGGCUACGUGGCGUACAUCUGCGGCAUCCUGAUCAACGUCGUCGGGUUCGCUGGGGCGGUUGGGACGCCUGUGCCGAUUGGAGCUACUUACAUCUACAACCUCAAUUUCUUCUGCGGCUUCAUCGUGUCCUCGGGGAUCUACUGGCUGCUCUGCAAAUUCUUCCCUAUCCCUGCUACGAGCGAUGUGUGGCACGAGGUUGAUGAAGACGCUACGGGGAGGAACAACAGUUUGGUCUAUGGCGUUGACUCGUACGACUCGGAGUAUGGGGUACCGCAUGAGGAUGUCAAGGGGACGCCGAAGUCGGAUUGA
Messenger RNA from Saxophila tyrrhenica, 1680 nucleotides. It is a transcript of the gene fur4, whose product is annotated as uracil permease. Bases 1 to 1680 code for a protein of 559 amino acids. Lineage: Eukaryota; Fungi; Ascomycota; Dothideomycetes; Mycosphaerellales; Extremaceae. The transcript is spliced from 5 exons. Gene Ontology annotation, cellular component: plasma membrane. The record is from RefSeq and is a predicted model, not a curated record. Gene Ontology annotation, molecular function: nucleobase transmembrane transporter activity. Gene Ontology annotation, biological process: transmembrane transport; nucleobase transport.